Molecule: messenger RNA, 264 nt
Organism: Entamoeba nuttalli P19
Lineage: Eukaryota; Evosea; Mastigamoebida; Endamoebidae
Product: zinc finger domain containing protein
Exons: 1
Coding region: 1-264 (87 amino acids)
Biological process (GO): anaphase-promoting complex-dependent catabolic process; protein ubiquitination; positive regulation of mitotic metaphase/anaphase transition
Cellular component (GO): nucleus; anaphase-promoting complex
Molecular function (GO): cullin family protein binding; ubiquitin protein ligase activity; zinc ion binding
Source: RefSeq, a predicted model, not a curated record
AUGACUGUUGAAAUAAUUGAAUGGAAUGAAAUAUCAUCAUGGUCUUGGGAUUUACUUGAAGACACAUGUUGUUUUUGUCAAUCUACUCUUGACUAUUGUUGCCCAUGUUGCAUUUUUCCUGGAGAACAAUGUCCACCAGUAGUAGGAGAAUGUGGUCAUACAUUUCACAAACACUGUAUUGACACUUGGCUUGAAAAAAAUACUAAUUGCCCAGUUUGUCGUCAACAAUGGAAGAACCAAAAUUUAAUGGAAAUUGAAAAUUAA